This is a messenger RNA of Eubalaena glacialis (North Atlantic right whale), 1252 nucleotides long. RefSeq names its product killer cell lectin like receptor G1 (gene KLRG1). The record is from RefSeq and is a predicted model, not a curated record. Lineage: Eukaryota; Metazoa; Chordata; Mammalia; Artiodactyla; Balaenidae. The transcript has 5 exons. Bases 1 to 570 code for a protein of 189 amino acids.
AUGACUGACAAUGUUAUUUAUUCCGUUUUAGAGUUUUCUACUGCAUCCCAAGCCCAGAAUGACUACAGACUGCAGCAAAAAGCUUCUUCUUCAAGAUCCCCUCUCUCUUACUACGUGGCAGUAGCGUUGGGGCUUCUGUGUGCCAUUCUAGUGACUUUGCUGCUUUUCCAGUGGAUUCUGUGCCGGGGUUCCAAGUUCUCCACUUGUGCCAGCUGUCCUAGCUGCCCAGACCUCUGGGUGAGGUAUGGUGACCAUUGUUAUUACUUCUCAGUGGAAGAAAAGAACUGGAAUUCUAGCCUGGAAUUCUGCUUAGCCAGAGAUGCACAUCUCCUUAUGUUUAAAGACAACCAGGAAAUGUUCCCGCUCCGAAAUUUCCUCAGUCAGGACUUUUACUGGGUUGGUCUGAGAAACAAUUCUGGCUGGAGAUGGGAAGAUGGAUCAGCCUUAAACGCCUCAAGAAUAUUUUCAAACAGCUUGGUACAGAAGUGUGGUACCAUCAGCAAAAGUGGUCUCCAAGCCUCUAGCUGUGAAGUUGCUUUACCGUGGGUCUGUAAGAAGGUCAGACAUUGAUGAAUGGUCAGUCUGUCAUGUGGCUCCCUAAAAAGAGGGAGCUGGCCUCUGGGUGUCAGGUUAGUCAUGGGUACAUAUUUAGUGAGUGCUACCCUUCUAGGAUAUGCAUUAGAUGUGAGAUUAAUGCUGCCUCCCUGGGAUUGAUGGUUUCUUGCUGGACUUUCUGAGAGUAUUUAGAUAUUAUCUUAACAACUUAAAGACUGGAUGUAGGCAAAUUUGUGAAAUAGAUGUGCCUUUAGUAUUUCUCACUCUAGUGACUAAGGUUGCCUCCUUCAACGCCAUCAUCUCUGUCAAAAAUGUACUUUUUCUACGUUAUAUUCUGAGCUCGGCUGAUGAAAUCUGUGCAGAUAUGUACUAUUGCCAAUGUACUAGAGGGUUUUUAUGUGUGCCAGUGGGUUGACAUGCUACUCCUCGCUGAUAAUAUAUUUUUAUCCUAACAGUGGUCCUUUGCAGAUAAAGCUUUAUUCUAAAGAAUGAUGCAAAUGGUGAGAAAAUAAGCUGUGGAAGGUGAAUGAGAGCAGGGUGGUGCUUUGAUUCUCAGCUCUUCACACUUCCUCAAAGAGCUGGCCUUGACGGAUUUUAGUUUUUCUGAGAACACAUAGGUGUGGUUGAAUAAACCAAUGUGUGACUGUCUUUUCCAUGUUUUGAAUGCGAUUUGCACAUUAAUUUCACAAUAAUGGUC